This is a messenger RNA of Onychomys torridus (southern grasshopper mouse), 1391 nucleotides long. It is a transcript of the gene Serpina1, whose product is annotated as serpin family A member 1. Gene Ontology annotation, molecular function: serine-type endopeptidase inhibitor activity. The coding region runs from base 53 to 1354 and encodes 433 amino acids. Gene Ontology annotation, biological process: negative regulation of endopeptidase activity. The record is from RefSeq and is a predicted model, not a curated record. The transcript is spliced from 4 exons. Lineage: Eukaryota; Metazoa; Chordata; Mammalia; Rodentia; Cricetidae.
AGCAGCCAUUAAUAGAUGGUGGUUACUUUUGCAUUGUGCCAAAUGGUAGCUGAUGAGAGUCACCACAGCCCUGACUCCCUUGCAGCUUACAUGUCUUCCUGUGUCUUGCAGAAAAAUGACAUCCUCCAUCUCAAGGGGGAUCCUGCUGCUGGCAGUCCUGUGUUGCCUGGUCUCUAGCUUCCUGGCUGAGGAUGCCCAGGAGAAAGACACCUCCCAGCAUGAUCAGGAGCACCUAACCUGCCAUAAGAUUGCUCCAAACCUGGCAGAUUUUGCCUUCAGCCUGUACCGGGAGCUGGCCCAUCAGUCCAAUACGACCAACAUCUUCUUCUCCCCCGUGAGCAUCGCCACAGCCUUCGCUAUGCUCUCCCUUGGGACCAAGGGUGACACUCACAGCCAGAUUCUAAAGGGCCUGGAAAUCAACACCACAGAAAUAACUGAGGCUAAGAUGCACGAGGCCUUCCUUCACCUCCUCAAGACCCUCAACAAGCCAGACAAUGAGCUUCAGCUGACCACAGGCAACGGCCUGUUCAUUCACAACAAACUGAAGCUGGUGGAGAAGUUCCUGGCAGAUGUCAAGAACUAUUACCACUCAGAAGCCUUCCAUGUCAACUUCACAGACUCAGAAGAGGCCAAGAAAGUGAUCAAUGGUUUUGUGGAAAAAGGAACCCAAGGAAAGAUAGCUGAUUUAGUGAAGGACCUUGACAAAGACACAGUUCUCGCCCUGGUGAAUUACAUUUUCUUUAAAGGCAAGUGGAAGAAGCCCUUCGAUGCAGAGCAUACCAAGGAAGCUGACUUCCACGUGGACAAGUCCAAGACGGUGAAAGUGCCCAUGAUGCACCGUCUGGGCAUGUUUGAUGUGCAUCACUGCAACACUCUAUCCAGCUGGGUGCUGCUGAUGGAUUACCUGGGCAACGCCACUGCCAUCUUCAUCCUGCCUGAUGACGGCCAGAUGCAGCAUCUGGAGCAAACUCUCACCAAGGAAAUCAUUUCCAAGUUCCUGGAGAACAGGCACACAAGGUCAGCCAAUCUAUACUUCCCCAAACUGUCCAUCUCUGGAACCUAUAACUUGAAGACGACCCUGAGCCCACUGGGCAUCACUCAGGUCUUCAGCAAUGGGGCUGACCUCUCUGGAAUCACAGAGGAUGCCCCCCUGAAACUCAGCAAGGCUGUGCAUAAGGCCGUGCUGACCAUCGAUGAGAGAGGAACCGAAGCUGCAGGGGCCACAGCUUUGGAAGCCAUCCCCAUGUCUGUGCCCCCUGAGGUGAACUUUGAAAGGCCUUUCAUUGCCAUAAUAUAUGACAGCCACACUCACAGCCCCCUCUUUGUGGGAAAAGUGGUGGAUCCCACACAGUAAUCACCAUUCUCAGAUGUCACCUUUUCUGGAUUGGGUC